Poecilia reticulata (guppy) is the source of this 2015-nucleotide messenger RNA. The record is from RefSeq and is a predicted model, not a curated record. Lineage: Eukaryota; Metazoa; Chordata; Actinopteri; Cyprinodontiformes; Poeciliidae.
GCAAAAAGAACCAGAACAUCUGCUGAUAAAAUAUGAGCAAAUGGAACUGGAACAGCUACAAAUAAAACAGGAACAAGAAGAUUCAGAACAUCUCCACAUAAAAACGGAACAAGAGGAACCAGAACAUCAGCAGUUUAAAGCUGAAGAAAAUCAACUGUGCAUCACUCAGUAUGAAGAGCACCUUGUGAUGAAACAGGAGAUUGGAGACAUUUUGGUGACUCCUCUUAAUUUGCAAAUAAUCUACAAUGAAACGGAACCAACCAGAAACCAUCUCGUCUCUCAUGCUUCUCCUGAAGUUGAGAAUCAGGAUCAGGAAGGAAGCAAUUCUGAAGACCAAGGAGAAAAGAGAGACAAAGAGCAGAAACAAAUCAAGAGAUGUCAGACAAACCAAGAGCAGAAAGGCACUUCUGAGGGUUUAAAACAAAAUACCCACAAUGGGGACCUAAAUUUAUAUUCCUGUAAAGUUUGUGACAAAGUCUUUUCUCRAAACAGUAAUUUGACAAUACAUAUGAGGACUCAUACUGGUGAGAAGCCUUUUACAUGUACUACAUGUGGAAAAUGUUUCACUAGAAAAGGUCAUUUAGGUUCUCAUAUGAGAAGAGACACACGUCAGAAGCCUUCUACAUGUAUUUGUGGAAAUAGUUUCACUCAGAAAGGUCAAUUAGCUACUCACAUGAAAGGUCACACAGGUGAAAAGCCUUGUACAUGCAUGACUUGUGGAAAGGGUUUUAGUGAAAGAAACGCUUUAACUUUUCACAUGAGAACUCACACAGGCGAGAAACCUUUCCCAUGUGUGACCUGUGGAAAAACUUUCUCUAAAAAAGUUAUGCUAACUAUUCACAUGAGGAUUCAUACAGGCGAGAAGCCUUUCACAUGUGUUGCUUGCGGAAAACAUUUCACUCAAAAAAGCAAUUUAAUUACACAUAUGAGAAUUCACACAGGGGAGAAGCCUUACCCAUGUAGAAUCUGUGGAAAUCAUUUGUCUACCAAAGAUAGUUUAGCUUCUCACAUGAGGAUUCACAAAGGUGAGAAGCCUUACACAUGUGGGAUCUGUGGAAAACAUUUCACCAAUAGAAACAGUAUAGCUGUUCACAUGAGAACUCACACAGAGGAGAAGCCUUUCUCCUGUAUAACUUGUGGAAAAAGUUUCACUCAAAAAGGUCAUUUGACUAAUCACAUUAAAGGUCACACAGGUGAAAAGCCUUUCACAUGUACCACUUGUGGAAAGAGUUUUAGGGAAAGAAGGGGUUUGACUGCUCAUAUAAGAAGUCACACAGGCGAGAGGCCUUUCUCAUGUGAAAUCUGUGGAAAAAGGUUCACCAACAGACAGAGUUUACCUAUUCACAUGAGAAUUCACACAGAGGAGAAGCCUUUCUCCUGUAUAACUUGUGGAAAAAGUUUCACUCAAAAAGGUCAUUUGACUGAUCACAUUAAAGUUCACACAGGUGAAAAGCCUUUCACAUGUACCACUUGUAAAAAGAGUUUUAGGGAAAGAAGGCGUUUGACUGCUCAUAUAAGAAGUCAUACAGGCGAGGGGCUUUUCUCAUGUGAAAUCUGUGGAAAAAGGUUCACCAACAAACAGAGUUUACCUAUUCACAUGAGAGAAUACACAUGUGAGACGGAAUUAUGUGAACCUCAAAUAUCAAGUUGCUCUUGAAGUCUUUCUGAUUAUAAUAUGGCCACAAUGUAUGUAUAAGGUUGACUAAAUCUUAAUCAGACCUGAGAUGUUUUACUUUUUUGGUUUAAGUAUCUUCAUUGAUAGCCUGUUAAAGCUAUUCUAAAUUUUAGGAUUUCUUUUUGUCUUAGCAUUUUUGCUUAAAAUGUAUUUUUCUCCACUGCUAUUCUAAAUUGUAAAGUUCUUUUUACCCAUUUGUCUUGUCAUUCAUUACACAGAGUUUGUGUUUCAGAUGUUUUUUCUGGAUGUUUGUAAAUGUUUUAGUGAUAUAGAUUCAAAUAAUUUUACUGUCAGUAAAAUCUUUUGUAUCUCUUAUAAAAUAAAGUGCAAUUUAUCAUCA